Molecule: messenger RNA, 879 nt
Organism: Aplosporella prunicola CBS 121167
Lineage: Eukaryota; Fungi; Ascomycota; Dothideomycetes; Botryosphaeriales; Aplosporellaceae
Exons: 4
Coding region: 1-879 (292 amino acids)
Source: RefSeq, a predicted model, not a curated record
AUGGCCUCCACGCAGCGGUGUCUGGCUCAGCUGAGCAGGAGCGCCCUCAAUUCGACAACGAGAACACGGCCGCAGCUGGCAUUGCGCCCCGCCGCCGCCUUCCAGCCCACUACCGCCGCCGUUGUCGUCGUCCGCGAGCAGAAGAAGAAAAAGGGCAGCAACUACUUCAAGUUGCCCAACCUCAAGGCUGCCGAGCAGUUUGCGCUGCUGGACGCGAUGCGGUACAUCCGCGCGUUCGAAGUCGGGCGCCCGCCCAACGUGCCCAAGUACGAGCUGCACGUGAAGCUGCGCUCGCUGAAGAAUGGCCCCGUGAUACGGAACCGGCUGCGGCUGCCGCACCCGGUGAAGACGGACCUGCGCAUCUGCGUGAUAGCGGCGCCGGGGUCCAAGGCGGCCGAGGCGGCGCGCGCGGCGGGCGCGGCGCUCGUGGGCGAGGAAGACGUCUUCGACGCCGUCAAGGAGGGCCGCGUCGACUUUGACCGCUGCAUCUGCCACGUCGACUCGGCGUCCAAGAUGAACAGGGCCGGCUUGGGCCGCAUCCUCGGUCCCAAGGGCUUGAUGCCCUCGGCUAAGACGGGCACUGUCAUCAAGGACGUCGCGACCGCUGUCAAAGAUAUGGUCGGUGGCGCUGAGUAUAGGGAGCGCUUGGGCGUUAUUCGCAUCGCCAUUGGCCAGCUGGGCUUCACGCCCGAGGAGAUCCAGCGCAAUAUCAAGUCGUUUGUGGACAGCCUCAAGAAGGACAUGGCCAUCCUGAGCGACAGGAUAAGUAAGGAGAUUCACGAGGUGGUGCUGAGCUCGACCAACUCGCCCGGCUUCAGCUUGAGCGGCGAGUACAGCUCGCCCGAAUCGGUGCCGGCCAAGGACCUAGCGACGCAAUAG